Molecule: messenger RNA, 2251 nt
Organism: Ornithodoros turicata
Lineage: Eukaryota; Metazoa; Arthropoda; Arachnida; Ixodida; Argasidae
Product: E3 ubiquitin-protein ligase Topors-like
Exons: 2
Coding region: 244-1809 (521 amino acids)
Biological process (GO): protein monoubiquitination; protein polyubiquitination
Molecular function (GO): metal ion binding; ubiquitin protein ligase activity
Source: RefSeq, a predicted model, not a curated record
ACAAACGUUAUAAGGUUAUACUUAUAAUAGAGAAAGUUCAAUUUGAUAUUAGGAGAACUCGUGAACUAACCUGCAGACCUGCAACUGCAGAAAGCUAAGUGGCUAAGUUUUGCCUUGUGCCUCACAACAAUGGGCAAUUUCUGUAUCGCAAUCUCGCAAUUUGUAAAUCUGCAUUAAUUUCUUGUAAAGGUCCAAUACAAAAUUGUGCUCUGGGCACGGAGCUCUGGGUCAUUAGGAGGCGCCAUGUCUACCGAGUGCAGCGCUGGAGACAGCGUCGUUUGCGACAACAUGUCCGUCAAAAAGGACACCGAGGGCGACAUGAACGCGAAGCUCAACCAAGAAGAGACCCCCGAAAGGCCACCGAGCCGGGACACGGCGUCGCCAGAAAACAGUUGUGCCAUAUGUCUCAGCAGUCCAGAGAACAAGUCCUUUACAGACAGCUGCUUUCACACGUUUUGUUUCUCUUGUUUAUUGGAAUGGUCCAAGGUGAAAGCUGAAUGUCCUCUGUGCAAGCAACGCUUCAAGAGCAUAGUGCACAACGUCCGCUCUUUCGAAGACUACGACAGGUAUUUUGUGAACAACGUAGUGAACAAUGUGAACAUGGCACCAGUGACAUGGGGCCCAGACGGCUACCACACACGUACUCUUCAGCGGUUCAGGUUUCCGACGACGUUGACCCGCGAGCGCCGACAGCAGCAGGCCAUGGAGCGCAGGCUGGAAGCGCUCAACUGGGGAGCGUCCAGGCGCUCCAGAUCCAUAACGGUCGCGACGCGGGGUUCUCCGCUUCCGACGACAAGCAUUGAGAGGCGCAACCUGUACGACCUCAACCUCUGGGUGCGGCCCAGUACGAUCCGGUACAGAGAAGCGUCACCAGAGUUCUAUCGGACCAAUCCAGCCUGUACCCACCGUCUCAUUCCGUGGCUCAACCGGGAACUCGUAGCCCUGUUGGACCGCAACGAGGGGCAAGUAGCGUUCGUGAUGGAGCUCAUCCUGGCGCUCAUCGUGCGCUACGACGUCCGGAGCGCGGAGUUCCUGGAACACGUCUUGCCGUUCUUCCAGAACAGGACCGGACACUUCAUCCACGAAUUCUACUGCUUCGCCACGUCCCCUUACGACAUGGUCGCCUACGACCGCACAGCGGUUUACGAGUCCAUGGAAGAAGCCCUCGCGAGAGGUUUCAUAACGUCUUCCCUCACCUCUCUCGACGAACGGGGUCGGGAAGAGAGCGUCCCGGCCGAACCGGCGCCACCCGUCGAUCCGAGCCAACCCGGGCCGAGCGGGUUGAGCAUGAACGCGACCGUCGACGUCGAAAGCGACUCCGACAACUCCGACUGCGUGCUGGUGAACGUCGUGAAGCCGACGAGAGAGCGCACCCCGGUUGUGAUCAGUCUAGUUUCGUCGAGCGACGACGAGGCGCCCAACGCGUCCGCGCCUCCGCCUGCCGCCGUGCCGCCGCAGGAGAGGCGGAGGAAGAAACGGAGCGAAAAGUCGGAGAAGAAGAGCAAAGCGGCGCACAAGAGCUUGCCCAAGCCGUCGGUCGCCUCACGCCUGAAGUACGUCUGCAGCGACUCCGACACUUCCUCGGACGAAGGAGGAGGAGGAGGAGGGCGGAGGCGGACGCUCACGGUGACGCGAGAAGGGGACGUUAAGCUGAGGAUCAGGAGCUUCGUCGGGUCGUUCAGUGCCGGGGGGUCGGGAGACGCUUCGGGGGAAGACUCGUCGUCGAGGGACCGUCAGCGUUCCCACAGGAGCCACCACAAAAAAUCGAAGAAACAUAAGCACCGUCACAGACGCUCGUCGAGUGAAUAAAAAAAAAAAAAGACAUGUAUGGAGCCGUGUAAUAUAAAGACAUUGAUGCAACGAAUGUGAUAUUUGAACGCGUGUGUAGAGAACUUUUCCUUCUGCUAGUUUCACAUUUUUGGCACAUAUAUUGUUGCUUGUUCUUACCAUUGCUCUGAAGAAUGAAUUUUUUUUUUGUAUGUUAACUGGCAAUGAAACUUCCGGGACAUGGGACGUCUAUGCGACCAUUGCUCAGGACUUGUGCUUGCGUGGCAAGUAUUGCACAGGUUGACCCAGUCUUGUAGAAGUGAAUACUUACAUUUGUUUUUUGUAAACGACUCACAAAGUCCGGAUGCUGCAAGGUUGCGAAAUCGCCUGCUAUCGGUGCAUUCAUCUUGACGUCUCAGACUGGCCGGUGACAUUGCCAAUGCGGCAGAAUUUCCGAGUAAAUAAAUUGGGUAUUUGCAAAGCA